Strongyloides ratti is the source of this 1350-nucleotide messenger RNA. Its product is annotated as Transmembrane protein 135. The transcript is spliced from 4 exons. The coding region runs from base 1 to 1350 and encodes 449 amino acids. The record is from RefSeq and is a predicted model, not a curated record. NCBI's taxonomy places the organism in Eukaryota, Metazoa, Nematoda, Chromadorea, Rhabditida, Strongyloididae.
AUGACUGUACUAAGUAAAUUUGUUGCUGGGACAUUAGGAUUACGUAUUUUACAUGGUAAUUGUUAUGAAAUAUGCCAUACAUGGAAUCCAAAUUGUGAAUUAGCUAUUAUGGAUGCUGUUUAUGAUAGUUUAGUAUUUUCAUUUAAAACAUAUUUUCCUUUAUAUUUUAUUGCUUCUGUUGCCGCAAAAAAAAAUUUAAAAAAAGCAAUAAAUUAUAAACUUUUUAUAAAUUCUAUUAGAUCAACAAUAUUUUUAACAUGUAAUAUGUGUUUCUAUGUCUAUGGAAUAUGUUGUUUUCAUAGAUUUUUAGGAUUUUCAACAGUUUUAACAACAGGAAUAAUUAGUGCAUCAUUAAGUUCUUUUUUAGCAAUUUUAAUAGAAAAACGAUCGAGAAGACAUGCAUUAGCUGUUUAUUUAACAAAUCUAGCAACAGAAACAUUAUAUAGACAAGGAAUAGAACAUGGAUAUUUACCAUAUAUACCUUAUGGUGAAAUUAUUCCAUUUAGUAUUGGUUUAGGUGGUAUGAUGUAUUAUUAUAAAAAAGGAAAAUUAGAUGGUUUUCUAAGUAAAAUAAUGGAAUUUAUUUUUAGAAAUAAAGAUAAUGAAGAAUUAAAAAAAGAAAAAUAUUUUAAUAUUAAAAAAAUAACAUAUAUUUUAAAAUAUUUACGUGAAAAUUUUAAAAAAUCAAAAAUUUGUACACAUAAAAAUUCUUGCCUUAGUCAUAGUAUAGAAGGAUCUAUAAGAAAUUUUUGUUGGGGUUUAAUAGCAAGUAUAUUUUUAACUAUUAUAGGAAAUAUCAAAUCUUUACCAAGUAAACCAAUAAAAUUUUUAACAUCAAUUUGUAACAAAAAAUUAUUUAAAAUUCCUAUAUUUUUUUCUGCAAUACCUGCUAUACAAAAUACUAUUCAAUGUUUUUUAAAUAGAUAUAUACCAGAAAAAUAUAAACAUUUAAAUCCAAUUAUUGGAGCAAGUAUUUCUGGAUUAUCACUUCCAUUGUUUCCAAAUUUAUCAAUUGCUUUAUAUUUCUUCUGGAAAUUUAUUGAAACAUUUUAUAAAGAUAUGAUGGAAAAAGAAUAUUUUCCACGUAUUAAGCAUUGGAAGGUACUACUUUAUACAAUUUCAACUGGUUAUGUUUUAAGUAUUGCUGUUUUUGAACCACAUUUGUUAAGAAAAGGAUAUUACAAUUUCCUUGAUAAAUUAACAGGCCAUAAAAUACGUCAAUUUAAUAGGAGGAUAUUUGAUCAUAUAGCAAGAUUUGGUUUAAAUUCAAAUAAACUUUAUGAAUCAAAGACUAUUUUGAUUAAUACGAAAUAUGCAUUAAUAAAUCCUGCAUUUUAUUUAAAUAGAUAA